This is a messenger RNA of Caenorhabditis briggsae, 2889 nucleotides long. It is a transcript of the gene Cbr-syd-1, whose product is annotated as Protein CBR-SYD-1. The transcript is spliced from 17 exons. Bases 1 to 2889 code for a protein of 962 amino acids. Gene Ontology annotation, biological process: signal transduction. The record is from RefSeq and is a predicted model, not a curated record. Lineage: Eukaryota; Metazoa; Nematoda; Chromadorea; Rhabditida; Rhabditidae.
AUGCUCCCUCUCCAAGGAUUCAAUAUGACCUAUCCACGAAAAGGAGUAAUGCCGUAUCCAUCAACCUUUCUGUACAGAGAAGAACCAUCGGUCAGCACAACGGAAUGUUGCUGUUGUUGGCUGUGCAGACUUCUAUGUUGCUGCUCAACAGUGGACAGCCAGACGGCAUUACGCGAUCGCAUGAAUGCCAGCCAACCGCCUCCAGGAGGCGGAGGGCGAUUGCCAGAUGAAGUAUACAGGAAGAUCAAGGCAGUAGAUCAGGGACAGAGCACGCUUACACAAUCUGGAAUUCAGGGACUCAGUGCUCGAACACUAGACGAAAAUCAACGAGGUGAUUUAGUGUUCCAGUUAGUGGAAAUCAUCAAAAAACCAGGGCAGUCACUAGGAUUAUAUUUGAGAGAAGGCAAUGGGAAAGAUCGCUCUGAUGGAGUCUUUGUAUCGAGAUUCGGAGACAACUCGGAGCUUGCAAAAAGUUUCUUGAUGAGCAUCGAUGACGUAGUUUUGAUUCUCAGUAUACCCAGAAGACUGCUUCUUAGGAUACGAUUCUCAAAAUCUAUGCGACACGAAGUGAUAACAAGUAGAUCCAGCGAGAGACCGGUGGUUGUUUUUCAUAAAUAUGACGACCGGCGAGAUAGUGAGACCAAUGCUCCAAUUCUAUCCCAACCAACAUCGACGGCGAACACUUGGUUAGGAAAAAAGAGUAGACAACAAAUGGAGGAGAUGCGAAACGCAACAACGACAUCUACAAUGCGUGCUGCCCAUGCCAGCACCUCAUCUCCGCGUAAUCACUUUGCUCCCAGACUCGUCAACGGGCAUUCCCAGCCAAUCGGUGUUCCGUCUGCAUCUUCCGCCUCCACCAGCGACCAUCAUUACCAGCGAUUCGCAUCGGAGCCGUCAGACUCAGUUUCACGGACAGCUCGAGUUCCGCCUCCGCGACUUGCGUCCGCAACGGUUCGGAGAACGGAAAGCUUUAACUCGGCACCUGGAGUUUCAUCUAGUGCCCCUAUGUACACGCUUCCUCGAUCUUCGACGGCAGUUCCUCCACCUGAUAUCAUCGGAUCAAUCCCUCAUUCUGCACGAGAUCCUCUAAUGCGUUCUGACCUUCCCUACGAUCCACUGACUGGCCGCUUGUCUUCUUCAGUUCCUACAGAUCCGUUAUUGUCUCGUUCGCUGUGCUCACCAAUCCUCCCGAGAACUCUACGACAGCCAAACGAUAGUAACAAGAGCAAUUCUUUACCUCGUAGAAGGAUCAUGACUGGUGGUAGAAAUGUGAAAUGGAGGAACGACGUUGUUUCAACAUCUGAUCUUUGUGGAGAAGAAAGCGACGGAGCAAUAUCGGCUCCUGAAUACUCUUCACCGCCGUUUUCCAGACUAACCCAACAGCAACAAUUUCGCUUGUCUAAUGGAAGUCCUGGACGUACUGUGAAUGACAUCUUCUCGGCUGCGGAGUAUAGAAAUUGGGCAGGACCAUACGAUCCACGUGGAAUGUAUGGACCGUAUCCACCUGGACAAAGAACUACAAGAUGGUCUCAUACAUAUGGAGAGCAGAGAGCACCAAGGACUUCAUCACUGCCAGGAAGAACAGUUUUGGCUCAAAGUCUUGUUGGAAGUCCCGUAUUACCACGGCAUCCACCACCGAUUGUUCAGGAUAGGCCAUCAGCAGUUUUCGAUAGAUAUCAUGUUUCACCAUUGAUGAACAGAAGGGCACCAUUGAGAGCUGCUGGACCUGGAAUAAAUGUGGACCGCCUGAGUGUGAGCAGUCUGACUGGAAUACUUUAUGUGCACAUUUUGGAAGGAAGAGGGUUGAAGAUUCCAGAAAAACAGAAAGGAUUGACAGAAGAGAUGUAUUGUGUUCUAGAAGUUGAUGAGCAACAUCGCGCCCGAACUGGAGUAUCCACUAUUGAGCAGAAAUUCAAAUGGAGGGAAACAUUCCACAUUGAUGUUGUCAAUGCUACAGUUUCAAAUUUCUUUGUCUAUUCAUGGCAUCCACAAUUCCGGCACAAACUCUGUCACAAAGGAUCGUUGAAACUACUGGAAGCAUUUGUAGUUGAUCAAUUGAAUGACGAUCGAGUGUUCGCUUUGAAUCUUGAACCACGUGGGCAACUAAUCGUUCGAAUCGGAUUCCACGAUCUCCAGGCGGUAUUCAGAAGAACUGUGAACCCAAGAUUGAAUGGAGUGUUUGGAGUUCCAUUAGGCAGAUUGGUUCAGAGAGAACGUCGAGACACUCCCAUCGUUUUGACCAGAUUGAUUCAAGAAAUUGAAAAGAGAGGAGUGGAUUUGAGUGGUCUCUAUGUUUUGUGUGGAUCUGUCGAGAAGAAGAAAAUGCUCCGUGCCCAGUUGGAAUCGAAUCCUCUUGGAACAGAUCUCAAUGCGGAGAACAUCCCGGACACAAACGUGAUUGCUUGCCUGAUCAAAGACUUCCUUCGAGAGCUUCCUGAACCUUUGAUAUCUCCUCAAAUCCAUGGAAUGCUUCUAGAAGCUGCUACAGUUGCUCUUCCAAAUGAUGUUCAAGCGAACCGAACUCUAGUUUUGAAGAUCAUAGACUGUCUCCAACUUUCCGCCAAAAAUUGUCUUCUGCUGGUUCUGGAUCAUUUGAGUACAAUUCUUUGCUCUUCUCCGCACAAUGGACUGACUCCUACUCGAUUAUCAUUGAUUUUCGCCCCUCUCUUAUUCUUCUGCCUCGACGCCAUCUCCCCGUACACAACAUCACCAACUUCAAAAAUGGCAGCAGUUAGAUCAUUGGACAUGAAUCAAGCGUCGUCCAGUCUUCAGAUGAUAUUGUCGAUAUGGCCCUCAAGAGUUAACAGCGAAAGCGGAUCAGAUAGUCCGGCCACGUCAGGUCAGAAGGGGGGAGGGGGAGUCUCCUAUGUCUCGGAAUCGCAGUGCUGA